AUGGCCGAAGUCGAGAUGCCCCAGCCAGUUCCAGGCCCUGUUUCGAACGAAAACGCAGCACCCGCAACGUCUGAUGAUAUCAAGACCAUCUUCCACGAUGUCAACAACUUCAACGUCAAGCACCCUCUACUCAACACCUGGAGUCUCUGGUUCACCAAACCACCGUCUUCCAAAGGCGACAACUGGAACGACUUGCUGAAGGAGGUCAUCACGUUUGACACAGUUGAAGAGUUCUGGGGCGUAUACAAUAACAUCACAGCCACCUCUGACCUCGCCGUCAAAUCCGACUACCACCUCUUCAAGCGAGGAGUACGACCCGAGUGGGAGGAUCCACAGAACAAGCACGGUGGUAAAUGGUCCUACACGUUCAAGGAUAAGAAGGCCGUCAACAUCGACGAACUAUGGCUGCACACCCAAUUGGCCGCGAUCGGAGAGACUCUCGAAGACGAUGGAGACAAUGAGAUUAUGGGGGUGGUCGUCAACGUGCGAAAGAGCUUCUAUCGAAUUGGACUGUGGACUCGCACCACGGGAAAGGCCGGUGGGAAAGACACGCUGAUGAAGAUCGGUGCUCGCUUCAAGCAAGUGCUUCAAAUCCCCGACAACGACCAGCUCGAGUUCAGUGGCCACACUGACGCUGCACAUGCGGGCAGCACCCGGGCGAAGACAAAGUAUACUGUUUGA
Fonsecaea erecta is the source of this 681-nucleotide messenger RNA. RefSeq lists its product as hypothetical. Bases 1 to 681 code for a protein of 226 amino acids. NCBI's taxonomy places the organism in Eukaryota, Fungi, Ascomycota, Eurotiomycetes, Chaetothyriales, Herpotrichiellaceae. The record is from RefSeq and is a predicted model, not a curated record. The transcript is spliced from 3 exons. Gene Ontology annotation, biological process: translational initiation. Gene Ontology annotation, molecular function: RNA 7-methylguanosine cap binding; translation initiation factor activity. Gene Ontology annotation, cellular component: cytoplasm; eukaryotic translation initiation factor 4F complex.